Messenger RNA from Chara braunii, 3138 nucleotides. Lineage: Eukaryota; Viridiplantae; Streptophyta; Charophyceae; Charales; Characeae. The record is from the annotation of a GenBank genome assembly.
ACGCAGGAAAUGGGGGACAACGCGUGACGUGGCAACCUCUCUCUCUCUCUCUCUCUCUCUCUCUCUCUCUCUCUCUCUCUCUCUCUCUCUGUGCGUGUGUGUGUACUUUCUCUCUCUCUCUCACAGAGUCGCCGUCAGGGGCGAAGGAUUCUUGCUGUCGACGUGUCAAUUUGCCCACAUAUUCGCCGAUAUGGUGGACGUGGGAACGUCCGCAUAAUGAGGGAGCAUUAGACGAGCCUGUCAGACAGAGAGCUGGAACGUGAAUGACGUAGGCUGUCGCUCGGCAAGGAAAGUGACGACUCCCUUCUUCCAUUGCACGUCCUUCAUGAUUGUUCGGUGCAAUUUUUGUGUUUCUGACAUUCUCUCUCUCUCUCUCUCUCUCUCUCUCUCUCUCUCUCUCUCUCUCUCACACACACACCUUCACAUGGUGUAUGCAGCUAUACCCUAGCCUGUCUAUCUUCCCCGGUAUCGCUUUUUGUCUUCAAGACCCAACAACAACAACAACGACAACAACGUCAACAUCAACAACAACAAGGAGAACAACGACAAACAAAGCGCACGCACAAGCACGCACACACAAAACAGAUACAGAGACAUACACAGCACCCAGGCACAGAGGUACACUCACGAACACAUCGCCGCACGCAUCAGUCGCAAACGCACGCGCACACACCAUACGAAGAGAGAGACGCACGCACCAUACGAAGGGAAAGGCUGCUUCACGAAGUCAGUGCGGGAGAGGAAGAGAGCGGGGGAGAGGGGAGGGGCUACUGAUGUAGCCAGUUUACUAGCGCUGCCGUGUUGAGCGGCGCGGGGAGACGAGGGGUUGUUUUAGGGGAUUUGCCUGCCGAAUCGAUGAUGAGAAGGAAGGGAAUUUCGGCGGCAUGAUUUCGGGAAGCUUUAUCAGGGGCAGGGGGGAGCUCGUGGAUAGGGUGGGGCGAGCAAAGCGGAGAGCCCGCAGCUGCGCUUCGGGGGUGUCACCGACAUGGGGAAGGGGCGGGGGAGGGGGAGGAUGGACGAAGAGGUGUUCGGCGGAGGACCCGAAGUCAGAUCGAGCAAGGAAAGCGACGAUUACGUUUCGUUUGAUUGCCCUGUUGGUGCUCCUCCUGAUGCCGGUUGUGGGACCGGCUGGAGGCGCCAGCCACUGGAAAGUCAAUGUGGAAACAGGUAUGAUUGAGAAGGUUCAGGUUGUGCGAGAUCCCAGUGGCGCAACAGGAGGGGGGGGAGCUGCGGUUGCUGCUGCUGACGGCGACAAGAAGAAAGCGCCGCCAGACGGGGGAGACAAGCAGCAGCAGGCUUGCCAAGGUGGUUUGCAAGGCGCAGCCGCCGUCGGAAGCCGACGUCCUUCGACCAGGCAUAACAGGGUCGGGGUCAUUAGAGAGUUGGGACGGCCGUACAAAUUCGAGGAUGGGCGGUUGGGAUCGCUUCAGCUUCAUCGAGUGGAAGAGAACGAGGGGAAUCUGGGGAGUGCUGCGUAUUCCCCAGGUUGGAUUCCGUCGAGCGGCGGUGUCGGCCCGGGUGGCGCAGUCGAUGACGGUAUGUUCGUCGUGAGCGAGAAAGCCACCAUGGCCAUCUUUGCCCAUGUCGCGGCGUCCGAUCGCAGCGGUGACGGCGGCGGCGGCGGCGGCGGAAGCAGCAAGGGGUGGUGGUGGCGGUCAUCCUUCGGCGGCGGCCAGAAUGACCCACAGGCAUCGCGCAACGAGGAGAUGGAGAUGGGCGCGAUGCUGGUGCACGGGCUUCAGGAAACUGCCGUCUCGAGCGUGGGAGGAAUCGGAGAAGAGGAGGUGGUAGGUGGUAAUACCCGGUUAGGUGGAGGAGGAGGAGGAGGAUCGGACGACCAGCGUUCCCCUGGUCGAUGUGACUGUGCUUGCCGCCGGAGUGGCUGCAGCGGAAGCGAUGACAGCAGCAACGCCAAGGCGCGCCAUGGCGGCGCGCUGAUCGCCAGUGGCGCGGAGCCCGAGUGUCCGAUGUAUUCCGAAGAGGAAAUUAGUCUCGAGGGGGGUCCUGUGGAGGGUAGGACGAAGCCUGAGCACGAACUCGGUGACCUAUUCGCGCGCUAUGGGGGGGUGGAGGCCGCGCUUGAGGUCUUGCAACGGGCGGCGGAAGUGAACCCUUCCGAUCCGAGGGUGUGGAACGAGCUGGGCAACGCGCACCGAGCAAGGGGAAAUGCAGAUCGCGCGGUGGAGAGCUUCAGCAAGGCCUUGCAAAUCCGCAAGCACCCCAACAUUUACCUCAAUCUUGGCGGCGUCCACUACUUAGCCGGGGAUCUGCAUCAAGCGGAACGAAUGUUCCGCGAGGGAUUGAAGUUGAAUUCCGAUCACUGGAUGCUGCACUUUAGCCUCGCAAACACGCUGCUGAGUCGAGGAAUGAAAGAGGAAGCACUCAAGAGCUUUGAAGAGACGCUGCGGUUGACCCCCGAUUUGCAAUCGGCGCAGCUGAAAGUGCAUGCGCUGCAAAUGCAGGUGCAGGAGGGAUGGUGGCCAGAGCCCUCCGUGUGGGCUAUGUUCGGUAGUUUCUGCAUUUUCUGCAUCCUUGUCCAGAGAAUGAUUCAGUUCUGUGUGGUGGGGAGAGGCGGAGCGGCAUCAUCUGUGGGCGAGUCUAAGGGCAUAACCAAAGCAGAUCAGCAGCAACAACAACAACAACAGCAGCAGAAUCCAUAUCAGUAUCAGCUGCAACAACAGCUGGUAGGGAAGAAGAAGAAGCUGAAAUGCCCGUGAUCGUGAUUGAGCAGAACGGGACGGUCGCAAGGAGAGGGGGAACACAGUAGAUAGGUAGGUAGGUGGGCGAGUUCUUGUCUGUCUCUCUCGUAGGUCGGGUGCGCGAUUGUGUCGUUGAGAGAGUUGAGUUGUCCAUGUGUAAUGGGCGUGGUUGGUAUAGGAAAUGGGGACCCAUUGUGCGCAGGCGAUCUAGUGUUAGGAGGAGGAGGUGCCACGUGGCACGAGGAGAGACGACGGCAAGCAAAGAGUUGGCCGGAUGGAGCGAAAACUACAAGCAUAGAGCUGGCAGGAUGUAAGGUAUAAGGGGAUGCAGCUGGAGACUUGUCGCUUUGGCAAGCUGGUUCUGUGGCUAUGCAGUAGUUUGCGGGAGGCAAGGUAGGUUAUCAAUCAAUCAAUCAAUCAAUCAAUCAAUCAAGAACGC